AGUUGAUGAUCAGUUCAGACAUGCUAAAGACCAACGUCCAGUAAACAACAUUCACAGCAUCAAAACAUCGAUUUAAAGAGUGAUUUAAUGAGAUCGCAUUUAAAUGUCAAAGCAACAAAUGCAAGAAGAGAAAACGUCAAUGCAGGCAGUGUGUGUUGAUGAAUCAGGGAAGCUGGAUUUGAAACAUAUUCCACGGCCUGAACCCAAAGAUGAGCAGCUCCUCAUCAGAGUCGCCGCAACUGCUUUAAACAGAGCUGACCUACUACAGAAAAGGGGUCUUUACCCUCCUCCUCCUGGAGCGAGUGAGAUCUUGGGUCUGGAGGCCAGCGGUGUGAUCGCUGACAUCGGUCCUGGGGUCAAAGGGAAUUGGAAACUUGGAAGUAAAGUAAUGGCUUUACUCGGAGGAGGAGGCUAUGCAGAAUAUGUAGCUGUUCCAGAAGAACUCGUCAUGCCUGUCCCAUCACCCCUCACUCUUUAUCAAGCUGCAGCUCUUCCUGAGGCCUGGCUGACUGCCUACCAACUUCUGCACUUCAUAGCCAAAGUGAAGCCGAAUGAGACGGUGUUGAUUCAUGCUGGAGCGAGUGGAAUCGGCACCGCUGCCAUUCAGCUGGUUCGCUUGUGCCGUGCGAUUCCUGUAGUAACAGCAGGGAGUUCGGAAAAGUUAAAAUUUGCAGAGCAGAUGGGAGCAGCUGCAGGAGUCAAUUACAAAGAGGAGGAUUUUUCUGAAAAAGUACUGCAGUUCACUGAAGGCAAGGGGGCUGAUGUAAUUCUGGACUGUGUUGGUGGAUCUUUUUGGGAGAAGAACAUUUGUAGCCUUGCAACAGAUGGACGAUGGGUGCUUUAUGGCAUGUUGGGAGGUAAAACGGCCGAUGGAGACGUGCUUGGCAAGCUUUUGAGGAAGAGAGGCAAUCUUCUUUGCAGUCUCCUCAGAUCAAGAAGUUUACAGUAUAAAGCAGAGCUGGUCCGGAGUUUCACAGAGCAGGUUUUGCCGCACUUCCAGUCAACAGAUCCUCCCUUGUGGCCUGUGAUAGACAGCAUGUUCAACAUGGAGGAUGUUGAAAUGGCUCAUCAACGUAUGGAGGCCAACAAAAAUAUUGGGAAAAUAAUCAUCAAAAUUGGAAACUCUUGAUCAUAUACAAUAAUCAGCGUAGAUCGUCUGUUCGAAUCCCGGCUCGAGGACCUUUCCCGAUCACUCUUGUAUUAUAAUAAAGGCAAAACACCAAAAAAAAAACGGCAUAGAUGUUUAAUUAGUAAUUAUGACAUAAGACUUAUACUGUAAUAAUUCUGAAUGGAGUAAAUCAUUAAGACCACUUACAAAAUCUAUU
Sinocyclocheilus anshuiensis is the source of this 1325-nucleotide messenger RNA. It is a transcript of the gene tp53i3, whose product is annotated as tumor protein p53 inducible protein 3. The coding region runs from base 104 to 1129 and encodes 341 amino acids. The transcript is spliced from 7 exons. Gene Ontology annotation, molecular function: quinone binding; NADPH binding; quinone reductase (NADPH) activity. The record is from RefSeq and is a predicted model, not a curated record. Lineage: Eukaryota; Metazoa; Chordata; Actinopteri; Cypriniformes; Cyprinidae.